Gracilinanus agilis (Agile Gracile Mouse Opossum) is the source of this 3236-nucleotide messenger RNA. RefSeq names its product kinesin family member 11 (gene KIF11). Gene Ontology annotation, molecular function: plus-end-directed microtubule motor activity; ATP binding; microtubule binding. The coding region runs from base 78 to 3236 and encodes 1052 amino acids. Gene Ontology annotation, biological process: microtubule-based movement; mitotic spindle assembly. Lineage: Eukaryota; Metazoa; Chordata; Mammalia; Didelphimorphia; Didelphidae. Gene Ontology annotation, cellular component: nucleus; spindle microtubule. The transcript has 23 exons. The record is from RefSeq and is a predicted model, not a curated record.
GCUGGUUGGGUGCUGUAUUAACGAGCGGCUGCGCAUAGUAGGGGGACCUUGAGCUUGGUUUCCCUGCGAGGCUCGUCAUGGCUUUCCAGCCGAGUUCCGUUGGAAAAAAGAAGGAUGAGAAAGCAAAGAACAUUCAAGUGGUGGUGAGAUGCAGACCAUUUAAUUUGUCAGAACGAAAAGCUAAUGCCCAUUCUGUGGUGGAUUGCGAUUCUAUUAGAAAAGAAAUCAGUGUCCGUACUGGAGGAAUGACUGACAAGACUACAAGAAAAACCUAUACUUUUGAUAUGGUUUUUGGAGCAUCCACAAAACAAAUUGAUGUUUACCGAAGUGUUGUAUGUCCAAUUUUAGAUGAAGUUAUCAUGGGAUACAAUUGCACUGUUUUUGCAUAUGGCCAAACUGGCACUGGAAAGACUUUUACAAUGGAAGGAGAAAGGUCACCCAAUGAAGAAUAUACCUGGGAAGAGGAUCCCUUAGCUGGCAUAAUUCCACGUACACUCCAUCAGAUAUUUGAGAAACUUACUGAAAAUGGAACAGAAUUCUCAGUCAAAGUGUCAUUGCUAGAAAUUUAUAAUGAAGAACUCUUUGAUCUACUUAAUCCAACUACCGAUGCUUCUGAGAGACUACAAAUGUUUGAUGAUCCUCGUAACAAGAGAGGAGUAAUCAUCAAGGGUCUGGAAGAAGUUACAGUCCACAAUAAGGAUGAAGUCUAUCAGAUUUUGGAGAGGGGGGCAGCAAAAAGGACAACGGCAGCAACGUUAAUGAAUGCAUAUUCUAGCCGGUCCCACUCUGUAUUUUCUGUUACAAUACAUAUGAAAGAAACUACAGUUGAUGGAGAGGAACUUGUUAAAAUUGGAAAGUUGAAUUUGGUUGAUCUUGCAGGAAGUGAAAAUAUUGGUCGUUCUGGGGCAGUUGACAGAAGAGCUCGGGAAGCUGGAAAUAUUAAUCAGUCUCUUUUAACUCUAGGAAGGGUUAUUACUUCCCUUGUUGAAAGAGCACCACAUAUUCCUUAUCGAGAAUCCAAACUAACUAGAAUUCUACAAGAUUCUCUUGGGGGGCGUACAAAAACAUCUAUAAUUGCCACAGUUUCCCCUGCAUCAGUCAAUCUGGAGGAAACAUUGAGUACUUUGGAGUAUGCUCAUAGAGCAAAGAAUAUAAUGAAUAAGCCUGAAGUUAACCAGAAGCUGACCAAAAGAGCUCUUAUUAAGGAGUAUACAGAAGAGAUAGAACGGCUGAAACGAGAUCUAGCUACGGCCCGAGAGAAAAAUGGAGUCUACAUUUCCAAUGAAAACUACAAUGCUAUGAAUGGCAAAUUAAUUUUUCAAGAGGAGCAGAUUGCAGAAUAUAUUGAAAAAAUUAGUAUUUUGGAAGAAGAGCUUAAUAGGGUCACAGAAUUGUUUGUGGAUAAAAAAAAUGAACUUGAACAAUGUAAAUCUGACCUGCAAUGUAAGGAGAAAGCACUUGAAGACACUCAAAAAAAUUUACAAGAAACCAAAUUACAACUUGUUGAAGAAGAAUAUGUCACAUCAGUUUUGGAAAUCACUGAGGAGAAACUUCAUGAUACUGCCAGCCAGUUACUUAGUACUGUUGAAGAGACUACAAAAGAUGUAUUUGGUCUGCAUUCAAAGCUGGAUCGUAAAAAAGCAGUUGAUAAGCAUAAUGCUGAAGCCCAGGAGAUAUUUGGCAAAGACCUGAAUAACUUAUUUAAAAAAAUGGAAUUCUUGAUAAAGGAUGGCACCAGAAAGCAAAAAGCCAUGUUAGAUUCAUAUAAUACUUUAUUUGGUCGUCUAUUAUCUACUAGCUCCUCUGCACUAGAUAGUAUUACAACAACUGCACUUGGAUCUCUUACCUCAGUCUUAGAAAAAGUAUCUGCCAAUGUUUCUCAAAUUUCAAAUGUAAUGUUAAAAGAAGAAUCCAUAGCAACUGAAAGUAAAACUGUCCUUCAGAAAUUAUUGGAAGAACAUAAAACUCAGCUUGAUAAAUCACUGGAAAUGACUCUUUCCCCUGUGGUGGCAUCUCUAUUGGAACUCAACUGUCACAUGAAUCAUAAAUUCAAGAUUUUCCUGUCAGUAGCUGACAAGAUAGAAGAUCAAAAAACGGAAAUGGAUGAUUUUCUCAGCAUACUUUGUAAACGACUACGUGAACUACAGGAAAAUACUGUUGCUUCCUUGACUGAAUCUCAGAAGCAUUGUGAGACCUUAACAAAUGAACUGAAGACACUGAAGCAAACCCAAUCACAGGAACUUUGCCAGUUAAUGAAUCUUUGGGCACAAAGAUUCUGUACCUUGGAGGAGACAUGUGAAAAUAUCAAGAAGCCCCUCAGAAAUAUUCAAGAAAAUACACAACAGCAUUCCAAGGACAUCAUAAGCAGUACAGCUUCUCACAACAAAAAAUUCCUUGCUGUUUCUGAUGAUCUAUCACAAGAGCUCAGAUAUUUUAAUCAUCAAAGUUCUGAGUUGGUUGAAGAGUCUAUUAAACAUUGUGAAAAGCUCAGUUGCAGCAUUAAAACAGUGUCUCAAGAGAGCCAUCGGUGGUGUGAUGAAAUGAAUACAAAUGCUGUCCACUUUUCAGAUCAGUGGAUGUCUGGCUUACAUAAAAGGAAAGAAGAACUUGAUAAUUUACUAAAGGUUGUAAAGCAAGAUUGUGUUAUGUCCAAUUCAGAGAUCAUGGAAAAAGUCAAUGGACAAAAAGCAGUACAAGACAGCCAGCUAACCUCUUUUCACGAUGAGAUAACUAAUGACAAGGAAAAACUAUUGGAACAGAGUCAAGAACUUAAUGAUAUCAUGAAAAGUGGCUGGAAUAAACUUAAUUGCUUCUUGCAGCAGGAUCUGAAACUAGAUAUUCCAACAGGUACAACCCCACAAAGGAAAACAUAUUCAUACCCAUCCACACUGCUGAGAAGUGAACCUCGGGAGCAACUCCUUAAUCAGCUAAGACUGAAACAAUCUGAGCUAUUAACGCCAGUAAUUAAUAAAGCAGAAGACCCUAGACAGGACUUAGAUGAAGAGAAGCCCAUUCUGGAGCUCACUGAUGAAAAUAUAAGUGAAGAACCAACAGUGGACAGAAGCGUGUAUGAUUCUGUAAAUGGUGGCAUCCCUUUUUUCCAGCAUAAAAAGUCCUCCAGAAAGGAUAAAGAAAACAGAGCUGUAAACAUUGUGGAAAAGUCAAAAGUGGAAGAAAUUCUGGAACAUUCUGCGGUUAAAUCUAAACUACCUUUAAGAGCCCAGAUAAAUAAUUAG